Messenger RNA from Malus domestica (apple), 2544 nucleotides. Its product is annotated as pentatricopeptide repeat-containing protein At4g32430, mitochondrial. Gene Ontology annotation, cellular component: intracellular membrane-bounded organelle. NCBI's taxonomy places the organism in Eukaryota, Viridiplantae, Streptophyta, Magnoliopsida, Rosales, Rosaceae. The record is from RefSeq and is a predicted model, not a curated record. Gene Ontology annotation, biological process: RNA modification. Gene Ontology annotation, molecular function: protein binding; RNA binding.
AAGGCCCAUUUCAUAUUACAAGACAAGAAAGUGAAGAACACAGGGUUUUAGACUUGGAGAAGGUUCAAGGAUCUGCCUAUUCUCUCUGCCAAAUGCUAGUUUCCGAUUACAAUCGGCGGUUUGUCAGUUUCCCAUGAUUACCCGCCAACUGAAUUUCAAAGCCCUCCAACGAAUACCUAACCAACGGUUCACGACAUGCUCUAACUUCCACUCAUUCAAACAUGAGCACCAACUGUUCGACCAAAAUCCCCAACCAAACGCAGCAGCAUCGGUUAACCACGCUAUGCUCAACAACUUACACAGAAACCUUCCGCGUCGAGCCCUCGGCAUCUUCAGAGAGCAGGUUCAGUUAUGUUCGUCACAGAAUAUCGAUGAAGUUACUCUUACCCUUGCUGUCAAGGCUUGUCAAGGGGACCUCAAACCCGGGUGCCAAAUUCACGGGUUUGCGGUUUCUUCUGGGUUUGCUUCUUAUGUUACGGUUUUGAAUUCCUUGAUGAGUAUGUACACGAAAGCUGGAGAGUUUGAUAGUGCGUUAUUUAUCUUUGAGAGGAUGUGUUAUAAGGAUAUAGUUUCUUGGAAUACAAUUCUUUCGGGGUUCAGGUCGAGUGAGGGUGCAUUGAGUUUUGCUAUUAGGAUGAACUUGAAUGGAGUUGUUUUUGAUCCAGUGACUUAUACAACCGUUCUUUCCUUUUGUGCGGAGCAUGAGGACUUUCUGUUUGGAUGGCAGCUUCAUUCUCUCAUAUUUAAGUCCGGUUUGGAUUGUGAAGUUUUUGUUGGGAAUGCACUCAUAAGUAUGUAUUCGAGGCAGAGACAUCUAAUAGAAGCUAGGAACGUGUUUGAUGAAAUGUGGAAUAAGGAUCUGGUUUCAUGGAAUGCAAUACUAUCAGGUUAUUCGCAAGAGGGAAAUCACGGGCUUGAAGCGGUUUUGGCCUUUAUUGAGAUGAUGAGAGAAGGGGUGGAGUUAGAUCAUGUCUCAUUUACUAGUGCAGUUUCAGCUUGCGGUCAUGAACAGAAUUUAGGACUUGGGAAACAGAUACAUGGCGUGACUAUAAAAUCAGGAUACGGAAGGCAUGUUUCAGUUUGUAAUGUAUUGAUCUCGACAUAUUCAAAGUGUGAGGAUACUGAAGAUGCAAAAUUGGUGUUUCAGCACACGAACGAUCGCAAUGUAGUUUCUUGGACGACUAUGAUUUCUAUGGACGAAGAAGAUGCCAUCUCUCUGUUUAAUGAGAUGAGACUUGAUGGAGUAUAUCCAAAUGAUGUUACAUUUGUUGGGCUAAUCCACGCUGUAACGAUUGGGAAGCAGGUGGAAGAAGGCCGAAUGAUUCACGGGUUUUGCAUAAAGACUGGAUUUUUGUCUAAGGAUAAUGUUUGCAACAGCUUUAUCACAAUGUAUGCUAAGUUUGAGUCCAUGCAGGACUCCAUCAAAGUUUUCGAGGAGUUGGAAUGCAGAGAAAUCAUAUCGUGGAACGCUUUGAUUUCAGGGUAUGCUCAGAAUGGGCUGUGCCAGGAUGCUCUCAAAACAUUCUUAGUAGCAACUAUGGAGGCGACGCCAAACAAUUACACAUUUGGCAGUGUCUUGAGCGCAAUUGGCGAUGCUCACGAUAUAUCUCUGAAGUAUGGCCAACGAUGCCACUCAUUUUUAAUCAAACUUGGAUCAGUAACUGACCCGAUCAUCGCAGGUGCUCUUCUUGACAUGUAUGCAAAGCGAGGAAGUAUUAGUGAGUCCGAAAGAGUUUUCAGUGAAACGCCUCACAAAAGUCAGUUUGCUUGGACUGCAAUAAUAUCUGCAUAUGCUGCGCAUGGAGACUGUGACUCGGUAAUAGAAUUGUUCGAGGAGAUGGUAAGAGAAGGGGUUAAACCCGAUUCAAUCACGUUUCUUUCUGUACUAGCUGCCUGCAGCAGAAAGGGAAUGGUUGAGACCGGGCGUCAUCUCUUUCACUCAAUGAUCAAAGACUAUCAGAUUGAGACAUCUCCUCAGCAUUAUUCAAGCAUGGUGGACAUGUUGGGGCGGGCAGGGAAACUGGAGGAAGCGGAGGAGUUGAUCAGUCAGAUGCCAGGACAGCCAGGGUUUUCGCUGCUGCAAAGCCUGCUCGGGGCAUGCAGGAUACACGGGAAUGUGGAGAUGGGUGAGAGAGUAUCCAACGCGCUGAUGGGAUUGGAACCGACGGAGUCAGGUGCUUACGUGCAGAUGUCGAACUUGUAUGCUGAGAAAGGGGACUGGGAAAUGGUGGCGAAAGUACGGAAAUGGAUGAGAGAUAGGGGAGUGAGAAAGGAAGUUGGGUUUAGCUGGGUGGACACUGGUGGUGGUGAUGCUGCUGAUGGUUCCUUGUGUUUGCAUCCGUUUUCGUCGGGAGAUACGUCUCACCCGCUUUCGGAAGAGAUUUGGAGAAUGGCGAAAUGCUUAGGAUUGGAGAUGAAAGUUCUGAGGGAGAAUGUGAGGGAGACGAGAUCACUGACUGUGAGGGCCUUGAAUAUGUACAUGUGAAACAUUUGAGGCCGAAGCAACUCAUGAUUGUGUACCAUAAUUAUUCUUUUGUAGCAAAA